Danio rerio (zebrafish) is the source of this 553-nucleotide messenger RNA. Lineage: Eukaryota; Metazoa; Chordata; Actinopteri; Cypriniformes; Danionidae. The record is from RefSeq and is a predicted model, not a curated record.
GAGAAACACAGAGAAAGACAGAAGAUGAAGUUGGAAAAGAUUAAGAUGGCGACUUGCAUGGACUCAUGUUACCAAGGUUUUGAUCCUGCAGCUUAUCUGCACUACAACUACACACCACCCCGAGCAGACUUUGAACGAAGAAGUAGCAUUGUACCAUGGAAACUGAGCUGUCUGCACAGAGCCUUUACUGAAGAUGAUAUAAGAGGUGGCAUAUUAGUGGAUGUGGGAUCGGGCCCAACUCUCUACCAGGUCAUGAGUGGCUGUGAGAGAUUUGAUCAUGUCAUCCUCUCCGACUAUUUGGAGGUCAAUCGAAAAGAGCUGCAAAACUGGCUACAGGAGGGAAAGAGCAAGAUAGACUGGACUGACUACUUCAAAUAUGUGUGUGAACUGGAGGGCCGCAGGUGAGAAUCUUUUACACUUUUAAUUACAUAAAAAUCACAUAGAUGAAAACAAAAUCUUAAUUGUAAGCAAACAUGAAAUAUUGUUUAGCAAAAAAGAUUUUCCCCUUACUGAUAUCUUUAAUCAAUCUUUUACAGUCACUUGCGUUUGUUGU